Molecule: messenger RNA, 2215 nt
Organism: Rhinichthys klamathensis goyatoka
Lineage: Eukaryota; Metazoa; Chordata; Actinopteri; Cypriniformes; Leuciscidae
Gene: ncoa5
Product: nuclear receptor coactivator 5
Exons: 11
Coding region: 234-2111 (625 amino acids)
Biological process (GO): regulation of signal transduction
Cellular component (GO): nucleoplasm
Molecular function (GO): RNA binding
Source: RefSeq, a predicted model, not a curated record
UCGCACGCAGUUCCGCACAGGAUCAUCCCCGCAAGGUUGCGGCAGUUUUGCAGCAGAACAUUCAUUGUGAUUAUUUGCCCAAACAGGACGACGCAAGAAAAUCGCGGGAUAUUUUCCAGGUUCACAUGGUAACGACCUUGGGGGAAAUAUAGCUAAUCAAAUAGUCUUGUAUCUAAAAAUCAACUGCAAGCGUUCCUUGAAAACUGGCCGUUGAACCUAAAGCUCGUAGAGGCAUGUCGCACAGAAGAAGUCGGAGUGGUACGCCACCCUCGUACACCACCAACAGCAAUGACCCUCGUGACCUGGAGCGAAGGAUUUUUGUUGGAAAUUUGCCCACGGCGCACAUGGCGAAGAAGGACAUGGAGGAUCUGUUCAGGCCAUAUGGGAAAAUACAGGCUUUGUCCCUGUUUCGUGGGUACGGAUUUGUGCAGUUUGAGCGAGUGGAGGAUGCCGAGGCUGCUAAAGCCGGACAUAACGGUCGAAUUUAUAGAGGUUAUAAACUAGAUGUAAAUAUGGCAGCGGAGAGACAGCGACAGAAUAAAUCCAGGUCAAGCCCUCCACGCAGGCCAUCCAGCGCUUACGGGGACAGUCGAGAGUCCCGUGCUCGUUCUCGGUCCCCGGCGCAUGGGCGAGAUUCUCGAGACCACCGUGAGAGUCGAGAGAUGAGGGGGGAUAGUCGUGAGGCACGUCCCGGUCCACCUCGUGAUCAUGAAGCUCGAGCCCCCCCAGCCGAAGACCGAUACAGGGCGUCAGAGACCAGGGAGAAAGACCCUUCCUACAGAGAGGAAGGUUAUGAUCGUUAUUACCGUGGUGGUGCAGAUUACGAAUAUUAUCGGAAGAAAGAGGAGCCGUACCCAGAGCGCUUCAGAGAACCCUGGAAUGGCAGAAGAGAGUCAGAGGAUGAGCGAGUGCGUCCCGAAGAGCGCCGUAGGAACGAACUUUACCGUCAAUAUUAUGAAGAGCUGCAGAGGCGCAUUGAUGCUGAGAGACCAGUGGAUUGCUCCGUCAUAGUCGUCAACAAGCUGCAAAAGGAAUAUGCUGAGACGGUGGGCAGGAAGGUUCGGGAUCUGGGUAUGGUUGUGGAUCUCAUCUUCCUGAAUACUGAAGUAUCCUUGACCCAAGCUCUGGAGGAUGUAAGUCGGGCUCGUACACCCUUUGCCAUUAUAAUCACCCAGCAGCACCAAGUACAUCGUUCCUGUACUGUCAACAUCCUCUUUGGGACCCCGCAAGAGCACAGGAACAUGCCCAUCCAGGAUGCCAUGGUGCUGGUGGCCCACAACUUUGAAUCCUUUAAAGUUGAACACCGCACUAAAGAAAGGGAUGAGAUUGCGAGGAAGGCGGCCAAGAUGGCGGAUGAUGUGCUGAUGAGAGAACAUGAGAGAGAGGGCCAUCCCGUCUCCCUUCUGACCCCCAUCACACUGCUGUCGGAGGGCCGGUUUAUGACUUCAGAUGAGAUGGCCAGGCUAAUUGAAUAUCUGAGAGACAAACGCGAUCGUCUUGUCAGAAGCGGUGCUGAUGCAGGUUCACACCCUCCUCCUGCGGCCCUCGAACCUCAGACGACACAGGCUUUAUCGGCGCCAGCUCAACCCACGUACUCCAGCCUGACCCUCCAUUCCACCCAUCUGACCUCUGCAUCGGCCCCGGCCCCCACCGCCACCAGCCAACAGCAAGAGCUCCAGGCUAAAAUCCUAAGCAUCUUUAACAGCGGCGCGUCUUCAGUGUCCAGCCCGGCUCAGCCUCCCCAAACACAGGGUUACGCCUCCAGCCUCGGCCCUCAGAGCGUCGGCCUCCAGUCUUCUCACGGUGCCGCCGGCAUACCCAAAAUAGCUGCUGUCCAGCCUCAGAGCAUGAUGAACCCUCGGCCGUCUCUAAGGCCCCCUGGUGCUCGUAUGCCGGGGCCGACGGGCCCUCCGAGACCGGCUGUCACCGCAGGCACUGGGAUCAACUUCGACAACCCCAGCGUGCAGAAGGCCCUGGAUACGCUCAUCCAGAGCGGCCCCAUUAACCACUUGGUGAAUAUGGGAUCUGCGGGUCAAGGGCAGCGGCCGUCGCAGGGAAUGGGCCAGAGCAUGGAGCCGUCGCCCAUGUCACAUUAUUCCCGCCAUUACUGAAAUUAUUCAAUUUGAUAAGAAUCGAGAAGUCGGCGUUGCUCUGAAUCAUCGUAAAUUAUUCUUAUUUUUGGUUCCUGUGUCAUUUGUGAUUAAAAAAAGAAAAA